Alternaria burnsii is the source of this 303-nucleotide messenger RNA. RefSeq lists its product as uncharacterized. The coding region runs from base 1 to 303 and encodes 100 amino acids. Lineage: Eukaryota; Fungi; Ascomycota; Dothideomycetes; Pleosporales; Pleosporaceae. The record is from RefSeq and is a predicted model, not a curated record. The transcript has a single exon.
AUGCUUCUUGCGCAUGUCGGUAGACAUCACAUUACCAUCGAGCCGUCUGGCCGAGGUCUUUUCGGCUUGAGAAGGACACCUGCGUUCCGAGUGACAGAGCCUCCCGUCAGCAGCAAGGUGGCAGAGUCCGCUAAAAACAUGCCCCGCUUGUCUACCUUGAAUCGGGGAUGCGCGUAUGAUCCUAGAGCUUAUAGCGUUGGCCGCGGCCUAGCGAACGCUUUUGCUGCCAUGACACCUAAUUGUUCUCACCGUUACUCCAUCCAAGCCAGCAGUCGCUACACAUGCCUCCUACAAGUCCUCUAA